AGAGACGCACCCCCUGUGUGUCACUAAGCUAUUUUUAAUGUGGCCUGUGAAACCAGUCCGAUUUAGCCGCUGUGAGCUUGCGUUGACUUUCUUUGCCUCAGAACACAGGAGGAGUUCACUUGUAGCUGACAAGGAAACAGAAAAGGCUCAUCUGCGGACAACAAUGCAUCAUCAUCGACUUCUCCUCCCGCAAGUGCUUCUGAUGUUUUGGCAUUGCCUCGACGAUGCGGCCGCCCUUACCUGUCCAGAAGUCCACAAGAUGGUCGGCGACACCGUCCUGCUGCAAUCCUGCCAAGUCCACUCAGGGAAAAUAGAAGAGGCUUACUGGAAACAUGAUGAUACCAGAAUUAUCAACAGGGACAAAACAUAUGAGGUUCCGCCUCAGUUCUCAGGUCGGAUUGAACUCAACCAAAACCUGAGUUUGACUGUGAGGAAUCUAAGAGUUCAGGACACUGGUGUUUUCAGUUUUGUUUUGCAACUAGAACGCUCACAGCUGCCCACUAUUCAGAUCAGCCUACAAGUUCACGCACAUAUAGAAUAUCUCAUCUGUUUCUUUGAACCAGAGAAGAUUGCUGAGCCCACACUGACUCAAAACAUCACCUGGCUCCAAUGGAACAGCUCCUGUAUGGUUUGGCUGGACUGCAGCUCACGUUCAACCGUGUCCAUCAUCUCGACAGUCGGGAACUUCUCUCGAGGUGGCAGGAGACUGCGGCGAGUGAUCCUGCCCGAGGAUGGAGACGUGACGUUAACCUGCACUGCUUUUAAUCCUGUCAGUCAGAAGUCGGUUUCUGCAUCAGUGAGGUGCAAAAACGACACAGCGUCCAGUCAGCUCAAAACAGGUAGACAUGUUGAUUCCUGUAAUCGUGGCUGGCUGUUCAACCGUCAUACUUGUGGUAGUGACCGUCAGUGUCAGUGUCCACUGGUGUAAAAAGCAGCGAGCAGGUAAUAAAGAGCAUGAAAACCUCUCUGUGUACGCAGUCAUCCCUGGGCCUCAGGAAGUGAGUGCCGGCUCAUAGACAUUUCAUGGCUUAUUUCCAAUCAUCGUCCACUGAUCUGUGGGCCACCUGCGAUGUUGUUUGACUUCUAGGUGAGACCAGCUGAUGCGGAGGAAAUGACAUUUUAUGAGACGAUUCAUGACAUAGGGAACUCAGUGCAAACUGGGGUAAGAGAGGGUGAACUUUCAUGACCUUGCUGUGCCUGUCGUUUUUGUCCACAGUGAGUCGACCCAGACCACGAAGAGCCAAGCGAAACCCAUAACCCAGUAAAAGAGUAAAUUCCUCCUUGACUGAGGUCCAGCUUCAACAUCCCUUUAAUGUUGCCACGAGUAUAUGACAUGUACUGCCACAGCAAGUGCAUGCAAGCGAUUGGUUCGCUGCUUGUACGGAUACCAUAUUCACCUCUUACGGAUUUAAAGUCUUUAAACAGGUGUAAGGUAUAAACCACGAUCAGUUCGUACACCUUUAAAGAAAACCACCUCACAACGUCCUCUGUUUUUAUUUAUAUUUUUGCUUUUUUUGCUGUCAAAGUCGGUCAGAAACGAUGGAUUCAUGAUCCUCUGUGUGGUUUAAGUGCCUCACGGCGCAUGGCACCCUGCUGUGGAAUAUUGCGGUACUACAAGCAACUGCUUUUAUUUACAAAUCUCAAAACAAGGUUAUUUUCGUUAAGAAAUCAGUCACAGAGAGGAAACCUGAUUUUAAAGCUACGAAGCCCUGGAAUUGACAUGCAUGUGUUUAUUUUUUGGAUCUGACAUGCAUGACUUUAUUUAUUUAUUUAUUUUAUCUUGAGACAACAGUUAUCUCGAGAUACAUUUUAUCUCGUGAUAAUUUGUAUCUCGAGGUCAUCUUCAUCUCGGGAUUAAAAAAAAAUUAAGUCAUGCAUGUCAGAUCCAGGGACGCGUAAUAUGUAUAGCUUAGCCACAUAUGGUAAUAUUUUGAGUGAAAGGCACUUGAUCAGAGUGUUAAAAGCGCACAGACUUGCAGACAGUGACUGACAACGUUGGCGAACGGUUACGAAGCCAUGGGAGACAUAAUGGUUACAGUGGAGGAUAUAUACAAAACGCUUUGCCAGAGAGGCAGUUCCGCAUGCGCUGACAUUUACAGUUGUAACUUAAGAUAAAAAUGAGUCAUGCAUGCCACAUCCAAAAAAAAAAAAAAAAAUGACCACGUGCAUGCCAGUUCCACGGCUCUGCAGUUUCCUUUACCACGCACCACGCAGCGGAUGUGGUUUCUUCUGGUAUGACUUUGUGUGAUCUGGUUUAUUAAUCUAAUUGACAACAAAGCCAGAGAUGGCGCUGCAUUUUCUCCAAGGUUGAGUUAUAAAGGUCUUUUCUGCAUUGUAGCCUCCGACGGUGUACUACAAGGUCCAUUUUGGUCGUCCCAGGGUCGACUCCACGUCCCCCUACCAAGAAGUUGCAUAAGCUAUUCUGGCCCACGACAAGAUCCCUGAUGAAGAACCACCACUUCAAAAUGUUCAUGUUUUAAUGUUUACUUA
Molecule: messenger RNA, 2490 nt
Organism: Synchiropus splendidus (mandarinfish)
Lineage: Eukaryota; Metazoa; Chordata; Actinopteri; Syngnathiformes; Callionymidae
Exons: 6
Coding region: 38-928 (296 amino acids)
Source: RefSeq, a predicted model, not a curated record